Messenger RNA from Leptinotarsa decemlineata (Colorado potato beetle), 2405 nucleotides. RefSeq names its product phosphoribosylformylglycinamidine synthase. NCBI's taxonomy places the organism in Eukaryota, Metazoa, Arthropoda, Insecta, Coleoptera, Chrysomelidae. Gene Ontology annotation, biological process: 'de novo' IMP biosynthetic process. Gene Ontology annotation, molecular function: phosphoribosylformylglycinamidine synthase activity. Gene Ontology annotation, cellular component: cytoplasm. The record is from RefSeq and is a predicted model, not a curated record.
CUUUGCCUAACCACUAACCCGCUAACCCCUUAUUUUCAGUUUGUUAUGUUUGAAGCAUGUUAUGUCGGUGGAUUGAAGUGUUAAAAGUUUUGUUGUAAACCACUUGUUGAUAUUUUAUUCAAGAGUUGUUCAGUUAUUUACAUUUAAAGUAGAUUAUGCGAUGAGAGAAUGGUUUCUGAUAACAAAUGAUCUCUGAAUGUGAACCCAAAUCCUAACGAUAAACAAAUAACAUAUCAGUUCUUGUGUUUGUACCACUUUACUUUCGAAUAGUUAACUAAUACAGAUUAAAUACAGUGAUCUCAGUGAACUCAAAUUCAGAAUUUUCAUUCUAUAAUUUUGCUCAAAGUGCUUUAUUGCAAUUAUUGGCAAAAGAAAAAUAAGAAGAAUCAACAGCCUUAACCAACUUGAGCAACAUUUUGUCCUGAUAGAGUGUUAUUCAUUUGUGGAAAAUGACUAAACAGAAUUCAAUUUUGAGAUUGUACAGAAUACCAGGAUGUACUAAUGCAAAACAAAAUGAAAUUUUGAAAAAGUUGAAAGAGAAAUGUUCAACAAUAAUAAAUAUUGAUACAGAAAUAUGUUUUAAUAUUGAAGUAUCCAAUUCACUAGAUGAAAGAGAAAAACAGAAACUCAAAUGGGUUUUGCAAGACUCGCUUCAUCCUGAAAAUGUAUUCAGUAGUAGUCAACUGGAAGCCAAAGAGUUUGAUAUUCUCAUAGAAGUAGGACCAAGAUUUAAUUUUUCAACGCCAAAUUCUACCAACGCUGUGUCCAUAUGUCAUGGUCUUGGACUGAAACAAAUUAAACGUUUAGAAGUAUCUAGAAGGUAUCUUCUGAAAUCAAGUGAAGGAGUAUCUCAUGAAACCGAGAAUAAUAUCGCAACCGUGCUUUUUGAUCGAAUGACUGAAUGCCGUUACACUGCUGAAAAUAUUCCGAAGUUGAGUUUCAAUGAAAAUCUAAUAAAAAAGGAAGAUAUUAGAGAAAUUGAUGUACUAAAUAAGGGUGUAGAGGCCCUUAAAGAAAUCGACAGAGAAUUGGGAUUGGCUUUUGAUGAAGCUGACUUACAAUAUUAUAUGAAUCUAUUUAAAAAUGUCAUGAAGAGAAAUCCUACGAAUGUUGAAUGUUUUGAUUUGGCUCAGUCCAACAGUGAACAUAGCAGACACUGGUUUUUCAAAGGCAAAAUGGUUAUUGAUGGUGUAGAAUUUAAAGAAUCUCUCAUUGACAUGAUUGUAAAUACACAAAAAACAUCUAAUCCUAAUAAUGUUAUCAAGUUUGCUGAUAACAGUAGUGCCAUAAAAGGAUAUAAUCACACAAGCUUAAGACCAGUUUCUUCUGGAUCUGUGAGUGAACUUAAAGAAUUACCUACUGAAUCUCAUCUCAUUUUUACUGCGGAGACACAUAAUUUUCCCACUGGUGUAGCUCCUUUCAGUGGUGCUACAACUGGAACUGGUGGGCGUAUUAGAGAUGUACAGUCGGUUGGCAGGGGUGGCUAUUGCAUUGCUGGUACCGCUGGAUAUUCAGUUGGGAAUCUUCAAAUUCCAGGAUAUACUUUCCCUUGGGAGAACGAAUCAUACAUUUAUCCUGACAACUUCGCACCACCACUAGAAAUUUUAAUUGAGGCAAGCAAUGGGGCUUCUGAUUAUGGCAAUAAAUUUGGUGAACCACUCAUUUGUGGAUUUGUAAGAUCAUUUGGGUUGAACGAUGCCUCAGGAAAUAGAAGAGAGUGGAUCAAACCAAUCAUGUUUAGUGGUGGUAUUGGUAGUAUGGAGGCAGCUAUGACCGAAAAAUUGAAGCCUGAAAUAGGUCACCAUAUAAUAAAGAUUGGGGGACCAGUUUAUCGAAUUGGUGUGGGAGGAGGAUCAGCUAGUUCUGUUGAAGUUCAAGGGGAUAAUAAGAUAGAGUUAGAUUUUAAUGCUGUUCAGAGAGGUGAUGCAGAAAUGGAGCAAAAACUGAAUAGGGUUGUGAGAGCUUGUUUGGAAUCAGGAAAUAACAACCCAAUUGUGAGCAUACAUGAUCAAGGAGCUGGAGGAAAUGGAAAUGUAUUGAAAGAAUUAGUUGAACCUGUUGGAGGUAUUAUUUAUGCAAAUAGAUUUGAAUUAGGUGAUCCAACGAUAAAUAUUUUGGAAAUAUGGGGAGCUGAGUACCAAGAAAAUAACGCUCUCUUAUGCAAAGAAAAAGAUUUGGACUUUCUGAAAAAUAUUUGUAAAAGGGAAAGAUGCCCUAUUAAUAUUGUCGGAACAGUGACUGGAACCGGAAAAGUUGCACUAGCAGUUGAUGAAAGUGAAUCUCAGAUUCCCUUCAAUUUGGAUCUAGAACAUGUUUUAGGUAAGAAAUGGAUUCAACUGAUUCUUGUUUUCAAUUAUUUCACAAGUACCAACAUAUUUAAAAAUACAAAAAAACCUAAAAAGUAA